GGGGACCGGCCCGGGCCAGUCGCGCGACGAGCGCCGCGGACACCCGGGUGGCAGUCGGUGCGUCCGCCCUCCAGCGAAGUCCGCCACCUGCCGCGCGCGCCCGCGACCCGGCUCCGGCAUGGCGGACCAGGCGCCCUUCGACACGGACGUCCUCACCCUGACCCGCUUCGUCAUGGAGGAGGGCAGGAAGGCCCGCGGCACGGGCGAGAUGACCCAGCUGCUCAACUCGCUCUGCACGGCCGUGAAAGCCAUCUCCACCGCGGUGCGCAAGGCUGGCAUCGCGCACCUCUAUGGCAUUGCUGGUUCUACCAACGUGACGGGUGAUCAAGUUAAGAAGCUGGAUGUCCUCUCCAACGACCUGGUUAUGAACAUGUUAAAGUCAUCAUUUGCCACCUGUGUUCUUGUGUCAGAAGAAGAUAAACACGCCAUAAUAGUAGAACCUGAAAAAAGGGGUAAAUAUGUGGUCUGCUUUGAUCCCCUCGAUGGGUCUUCCAAUAUCGACUGCCUUGUGUCCAUUGGAACCAUUUUUGGUAUCUACAGAAAGAAGUCAACGGAUGAGCCUUCCGAGAAGGAUGCCCUGCAGCCAGGCCGGAACCUGGUGGCAGCCGGCUAUGCGCUCUACGGCAGCGCCACCAUGCUGGUCCUGGCCAUGGAGUGUGGGGUCAACUGCUUCAUGCUAGACCCGGCCAUCGGAGAAUUCAUUUUGGUGGACAGGGAUGUGAAGAUCAAAAAGAAAGGUAACAUCUACAGCCUUAACGAGGGCUAUGCCAAGGACUUUGACCCUGCCGUCACUGAGUAUGUCCAGAGGAAAAAGUUCCCCCCAGACAAUUCAGCCCCCUAUGGCGCCCGGUAUGUGGGCUCCAUGGUGGCUGAUGUUCACCGCACUCUGGUUUAUGGAGGAAUCUUUCUCUACCCCGCCAACAAGAAGAGCCCCAAAGGAAAGCUGAGACUACUCUAUGAAUGCAAUCCCAUGGCCUUUGUCAUGGAGAAGGCCGGGGGAAUGGCCACCACUGGGAAAGAAGCCUUACUGGACAUCGUGCCCACGGAGAUCCACCAGAGGGCGCCGGUCAUCUUGGGGUCUCCUGACGACGUCAUGGAGUUCCUGGAGAUUUAUCAGAAGCACUCUGCCAAGUGAAGAGCUGGCCUUGCCCACGCCCCAGAGAAUUACCUUUUGUCUGGACCUUUUAUCUUAGGCGUGGUUCUCUGCACUGACUGUGCAGCCUCCAUUCCUAGAUAGCAGAAAUAGAAAGCAUGGGUAUCUUUGCCAUUAAAUGCUGCAUAAUGCCUAGCACUGACCCUCCAAGAUGCUAUCUCGAAAGUGUCACUGGUGACCAAGAUCUAGUUUGAGAGGAUGGAGGAGAAAUAAACAGUUUCUUUCCUU
Messenger RNA from Carlito syrichta (Philippine tarsier), 1381 nucleotides. RefSeq names its product fructose-bisphosphatase 1 (gene FBP1). Gene Ontology annotation, molecular function: fructose 1,6-bisphosphate 1-phosphatase activity. Gene Ontology annotation, biological process: fructose 1,6-bisphosphate metabolic process; fructose 6-phosphate metabolic process; sucrose biosynthetic process. The record is from RefSeq and is a predicted model, not a curated record. Gene Ontology annotation, cellular component: cytoplasm; cytosol. The transcript has 7 exons. Lineage: Eukaryota; Metazoa; Chordata; Mammalia; Primates; Tarsiidae. Bases 119 to 1135 code for a protein of 338 amino acids.